Messenger RNA from Miscanthus lutarioriparius, 624 nucleotides. The record is from the annotation of a GenBank genome assembly. Lineage: Eukaryota; Viridiplantae; Streptophyta; Magnoliopsida; Poales; Poaceae.
AUGAAGAUCAUCUCCGGAACAGUACUGCUCGCCGCAGUGGCGGUUGCGGCGUUGGCCGCGACGGCGUCGGCCAAGGACUACACGGUGGGCGGCUCCGACCAGUGGGACACCUACAUCGACUACGACAAGUGGACCGCCGGCAAGAAGUUCAUGGUCGACGACACCAUAACGUUCAAGUACAUGCCGUACCACAACGUGCUGGAGGUGACGGCGGCGGACUACGCCAGCUGCAACGCGGACAGCCCCAUCUCCACCCACUCCGGCGGCAACACCGUCUUCAAGCUCACCGCCACGGGCACCCGCUACUUCAUCUGCGGCAUCCCGCGCCACUGCCUCAACGGCACCAUGCACGUCACGAUCACCACCGUCCCCUACGACGCCGCCGCCGCGGCGGCGGCAGCUGACGACGCCCCCGCAAGCGGCCCCGCGCAGGCUCCGCUCCAGUCGCCUCCAGCCGACGCCUACGCGCCAGGGCCGGCGGGACACAAGCAGGGGGUGUUCCUGGGCGGCGGCGCUGCCGGGAAGUCGCCGGCGGGCGCGCCCAGCAACGCGCCGCGGUAUGGGCAGCCCGUGGCCGCGGUGGUCGGGCUGGCGUUGGCUGCUCUGGUGGCCUUGGUCGCCUAA